Triplophysa dalaica is the source of this 2328-nucleotide messenger RNA. RefSeq names its product titin-like. Gene Ontology annotation, biological process: B cell receptor signaling pathway; B cell differentiation. Gene Ontology annotation, cellular component: external side of plasma membrane; B cell receptor complex. Bases 313 to 1419 code for a protein of 368 amino acids. The record is from RefSeq and is a predicted model, not a curated record. NCBI's taxonomy places the organism in Eukaryota, Metazoa, Chordata, Actinopteri, Cypriniformes, Nemacheilidae. The transcript is spliced from 6 exons.
GUGGAGCUACAGGAACACUGAAAUGAUGUUGGUCCACGAUGAUGUAUAUUUUUGAGUAAAGAAAUAUUGUAAUAUAUUUUAUCAAAAAUGGGAACUUUAAAACGUAAUAUUAAAAGCUGUAUUUAUUCAAAAUAAGAAUCUGCACAUUAAAAGAUGUCGGAAAGAAUUGUGGGUGAAUAGAUAUUACAUCAAGCAAAAGCACCUUUGACAGUGAUCGUAAGGAAGUCAUGUGUCUGUGUAUUUAUAGUGAGGUGGGUUUGCGUCUAGGCUGAUAGUUUACAUCGUCAUCAGUUUAGUUUAGAUUGGCAUCAGAUGAUCAAGAUGAAAUCUUCCUCUCUUCUUAUCUAUGGUCUCAUAUUGUCCAUACUUUGUUCCAGAGUGGCAGGUUUGGAUGAGAAGAUAUCAGUGAUUCAGAGUCCAGACAACAUUACUGUGAAUGAGGGAGAAUCUGCUGAAAUCACCUGCUGCUGGACUCAAAAUAAAAUAUCUAUCGUUAAAGUUGUUUGGUUAAAAAAUGACACAAAAGUUACAGCAGAAAACCUUCUGAAUCAAACGUCUCCAUCACAGAAUUGUUCUACUCUACACAUUGCAAACAUUACUUCUAAAGAUGCAGGAGAAUAUGUGUGUAAAGUGAACAAAGACAUACCAGUACUGACUGAAGACAGGGGAAAUAAAACCAUCUUGCGUGUCAAUAAAGAACAACAAUGGACUAAGGCAACAACAACUAAAGUGGCAGGUUUGGAUGAGAAGAUAUCUGUGAUUCAGAGUCCAGACAACAUUACUGUGAAUGUAGGAGAAUCUACUGAAAUCACCUGCUGCUGGACUCAAAUUACAAAGGAAAUAUCUAAUGUUAAAGUUGUUUGGUUAAAAAAUGACACAAAAGUUUCAGCAGAGAUCCAGAUAUACCAAAAAUCUCCAUCACAGAAUUGUUCUACUCUACACAUCGCACACAUAAAACCUAAUGAUACAGGAGAAUAUGUGUGUAAAGUGACCAAAGACAUACCAGUACUGACUGAAGGCAGUGGAAAUAAAACCAUCUUACGUGUCAAUAAAGAACAACAUUGGAAUAAGGCAACAACAACUACAGGUAAAGCUGGAUUGGCUGAAUCAAAUUCUAAAUCAAAUUCCACCACGUCAGCAGGCACGGAGACAUCUUCACAUUUGAUCCUGUAUUUGUCUCUGGCUGCUGUUUUUGGCCUGCUGACCAUCUGCUUGGUUUUUACUCUGUGUAGAAUGAGAAACUACUGUAAAAAUACAGAGCGAGUGGUGAUUCGCCAGACGCCACACAAUGAAGGGGAGGAGCAUGAAAACCACGAGGAGGAGGAGCUUAGCUCAGGUUCAUCGAGAGGGUCCGUCCAAUGGUAUCAAGUUCCUGUUUACUGGUCUUACUUCGAUGUACAGAGCGCUCAAGACCAAUGACAACCAUAAAAGUGCUUUAAAUCAUUGACUUGUAUAUUAUCUUUCUUUCUCCCUCCGGCAGUCAUGAGAGAUUCUUUGUAAAUAGUUUAAACUACAGAGCAAAAAUACCGUGUAAAUGUUUGAACUCAUAGAUUUGAAUCUCAUUGCAUGUACAACUCAUAUGUUUUAUUAGUUCUUUUAAAUUAUCAGUCAAACAUUUAUGUUGACUGAAAAAGACAUUUCAAGGUGAAGUUACAGACACAAAUCAGCAAUGCAACUGCGUGCAACACACACACAGAUUAUUUUCUCUAUCAGUUUUAAAAAAAUUUUUUUUGCACAUAUAAAGCUAUGAGUUAUUUUUUUAUAUUUCUAAAACGUAUGUGAUUAACUCAUCUAUUUUGUGGUUGAUUUUGACAUUUACAAUAAAAGUCUGUUAAAGCAUGAGGUUGUUGUCGCCGAGAUAAAGACGUAGAGACGCUGCAGGUGGAAACUCUGGGGGUCUUUAGGUCAGUGACAGGAAAUGGAAAUUGCAGCGCGGCUGGUUUCUCUCAACACGUUGCACUUCUUUGCAACACAAUGUACAAACAGAGCAAUGCAUUAAAGUACAGCACAAAAAAGUAGAUCUGAAUCUUACAGAAUAAAUGUGUAUAUUGUUCACAAAUGUUUUGUGAGCAAAUACAAACAGACUAAAAAAAUAAAGCCCCCCACAGAUGCAGGAUGUCAUUUCUCACUUUUAAAAUGUUGUGCUGUACGUAUAUGAUCUGUAUUAUGAAGUUGUUGUGUUUUACAUCAGAGUAUAUGUGAAUGACCCUGCAGACCACCUUUUAAUAUCAUUCAGGUGUGAACUUCUUUCAAAGUGACAAAAAAGUGUCAGACUGAAAUUUAUUGUAUAUUCACUAAAUAAAAACACUCUGUAAGUCAAUAAGUUUA